UUGUUUUCAUUUCAUUCAAGACAUUCCUUCGGUUAUGAUUGUUUGAAGCGAUCAAAUUUGCACUGUAUUGAAGAACACGUUGUUGCAUUCACAGCAGGAAAUUACGUCGUUCUUCUGAAUGUGGUCACGAAAGAGCAGAAAUUUAUAAGAAGUACUAGCAGAGGCGGCGUGGAAGCCCUUGCUGUCCAUCCAACCAGGAAAUACUUGUCUGUUGCAGAAAAAGGCGUUGCCCCGAACAUUGUGGUGUAUGAACUACAGCCACAAUUGGUUCUUCAUCGUCUGCUGAAGAAUGGUACUGAGUUGGUUUACAGCAAUGUUGAUUUCAGCCCAGAUGGAUUGUUGUUGGCCUCCCUAGGUGGCGAUCCAGACUACUUACUGACUGUUUGGGACUGGGAGAAGGAGAUAAUCCUACUCAGAUCAAAGGCAUACUCACAAGAUAUUUAUAAAGUGGUGUUCUCAAUGGAGUUGCCUGGCCAACUGACCACAGCUGGUACUGGCCACAUCAAAUUUUGGAAGAUGGCCAAAACAUUCACAGGCUUGAAACUGCAGGGAUAUCUUGGAAAGUUUCAAAAGACAGAAAUUUCUGAUAUUGAGGGUUUCGUAGAGUUUCCUGACUCCAAAGUGCUUUCAAGUUGUGAGUGGGGCAACUUGUUGUUAUGGGAUGGAGGUCUGAUCAAAGUGGAGAUAUGUGGCAAGAACAAGAUGCCAUGUCACAGAGGUUCAAUCCAGCAAAUCAUUCUGAUGAAUGGAGUUGUGAUCACCGUUGGAUUGGAUGGAUUCAUCAGGGGUUGGGACUUUGGACAGCUGGACAAUUCGGACAUCAGUGGAGAAUCAGAAGCUGUAGAAGUUGAGCCGAUAUAUGAACUCCACAUUCCUGGAGCUCAUUUAAAAUGCAUAUCCAAACUCACGAUUGACAAGAAAGUCAUCGACAAUGUUGAUGACGGUGCAGGUGCAAUGUGGAGAAUUAACCUCUCCAUGUCUGAUCCAACACAUUCACUCCAACCGCCAACUGAGUCGUUACCAUCUCCUGCAACUUCAUUGCUAUCAUCAUCCACGCCUGAAUGUUUAUUUAGAUCACAUUCCGGACCGAUAUCUUCAAUCUGUGCAUCACCUCUGCUUUCCUUCAUUGCCUCCAUCGGAAUUGACUGCACAGUAAGAGUAUAUGAUUACAACAGUUGUAGUAUGGUGGCAUGCCACAAGUUCAGCUCACCUGGUAUGAUGAUACUCUGGUUGCCAACCGAGGUUGACGCAUGGGGUAACACAAUUGUGGCUGGUUUUGAAGAUGGAGUCGUAAGAGUACUCCAAUUAACUUUGAAGUCUGACAUUUCAAACAACAAAAACAAUGACAUCAAACGCGAUUCCUCUACGCAUGACUCCAACUUGCCAAUGGAUUUAUUACUUGUGCAAGUGUUGAAACCUCACAAACAUCGUGUUAGCACAAUGGAUGUUCUGCCUGGUUCACAGCUCUUAGCAACAGGGUCAUAUGAUGGCACAGUAUUCUUCCUGAAGAUCAACCGGAUGUCUGCUGACGAUAGCGUCAGUGGUGCUUCUGUUGAAUGUUCAACAAAUAACAAGGAUGUCAACAUCUUGGAACCGCUCGGCUUCAUCACAACUCCUUCCAGAGUUACUUAUGCCAAGUGGUCCUCUAACCAGGUUAGAAGAGAAAGCCUGCUUGUUUGCUGUGCGGGCGGAGAAGUGAUGGAAGUUGAAUCACCCAGCCACUUGGAUAUCAACAACAAACAUACUUACAUGCUGGACAAGUUGAAAUUACGGAGACAUUCAUUCAAAAGUAUUAAAUCAUACAUUGAGGUCAGGAUUAGGGAAAAGGAGCUUGAAGGAAUGAAAAAGAAUGCAUUAAAAAGAGAGUCUUCAAUUGAGUCAGAACCCUGGAAAGCUACCACCUCUAACAAACCAUCACCUGUUAUGUGGGGACUUCCUGUUGUGUGUGUAGGGACCAACUCUGUCUGGAUAUCUUUGGCAGAUUAUGAUGCUGGAUUCCUGUAUCAGGUGGAGUUUGAUGAUGAGCAGUUCACAAGCAUAGAUGGUGUCAAAAAUGAGAACAUCAGCAGCGAGGACAUAUCAAGCGACGAGGUGAAAAAUGAAAAGAGUAACGACGCCAGCGAACAGUACCUCAUACUUGGAUUCAACAAUGGCUGGUUGAUGUUUUAUGACAAGCAGAACUUUGGCCCAUUGUCAAACACCAACUCAUCUUACUGGGCACUGAACAUUCACGAUGGAAACUAUGGCAGAGUGACAGGGGUGUCAAUGAGUUAUGAUGGAAAGUACCUCUUCACAGCUGGAACUGACGGAAAUCUGUUCAUGUUUAAGAUAAAUCUCGAAAUGUAUUUAGAUGAGGACGUCGAUGCGGCAAAGAGAACAAAUGCCAAUAGUUUGCAAGCGCAAGUAACAACUGAAGAUAUUAAAGACUCAAAAGCUUUCAGCAUCGAAGAAGCUUGCAAAAAGUUGGAAUAUGAUGAAAUGAUUCGAUCAUCUGAACUAAAAAAGUUCAAUGUCAGAAAGCGAAUUAAAAAACUAACUGAUGAAUUUGUAGAGUUGUGGCAGGCCAAUAACAUGCUGCCCAAGUUUUUGAAGCUCCACGAAAAGGUCAGCUUGCAGUUAACUAUCUCUGAACUUGUUAAAUUUUGA
This is a messenger RNA of Helobdella robusta, 2646 nucleotides long. RefSeq lists its product as hypothetical. The record is from RefSeq and is a predicted model, not a curated record. The transcript is spliced from 18 exons. Lineage: Eukaryota; Metazoa; Annelida; Clitellata; Rhynchobdellida; Glossiphoniidae. The annotation marks the transcript as partial. Gene Ontology annotation, molecular function: protein binding.